Molecule: messenger RNA, 825 nt
Organism: Bipolaris zeicola 26-R-13
Lineage: Eukaryota; Fungi; Ascomycota; Dothideomycetes; Pleosporales; Pleosporaceae
Exons: 1
Coding region: 1-825 (274 amino acids)
Source: RefSeq, a predicted model, not a curated record
AUGGCAACGCUUCCUGACUCCUCCGAGGCCGAGGGGUUACCUGUAGUUCAGGGAGCGCCAACCACUUUUCACGACUGGCCUCAGCUUCCUAAUGAGCUCAAGCUUGAGGUUCUGUCGUAUUUGCUCACCUUUACUGGAGGUAUUGACAUUUACCGGGGGACUCCUUCGUACGACUCCAGUAUGGAAGAUUCACACCAGAAGCGCUUAAAUGACCACCUCUUUCCUCUAAUCGCAACUAGAAAUAGAAACAUGGCCCUUCUUGCACAAGAAGCCUACUACAAACGUAACGUCUUCAUAGUACACUUCCUUCUUCAUUUCGAUUGUACUACCAGCUGGCCAAAAGCUUCUUGUGCCAGGAAGAUCCGACACAUGAUGCUUUGUCUGGGAUUACACGUUGAUUUUACUUUAAAAGAGCUUCUGUUUAGUUGCCAGGGAGUAACCUUAUUCCGACCUAGUAAAAACUUCCGUACCGAUGCCUUUACCUGCCCCAAUGAAAAAGCCGAAGCUACAAGAUUUGCCAAAACCGUACAAGACCAUCAGGCAACAAUACAUCCACGUCUCGACAAUCUGCAGACUCUUUUCAUCAACACCUCCAUAACAUGCGACAAUUUUCCCAGUAGUACGGAAAGUGGGCCGGAAUGCGAAUGCUGCGCUUGUCCGCGACAUUUCGCAUUUUUGGACAAGUUGAUAAGCGGACUCGAGCUUGUGCUGCAGGCUAAAAAGGUUGUUAUAGAGACGGAAUCUCGCUGUGCAUGUGAUACAACAAGCUGCGACGAACAUAACCGCAUCAUCAACGGCCUUGCAGAGAGAGCAACGAAAAAGUAG